UAUUAUUAAAGAGGAGGAGGAGGAGGAAACCUGGGGUUGUUUCCAAUGGAGGUGCUGCUGAAAGGGUCUCUUGUUGAUGAAGAGGAAAAGAGAACUAAGAGUGUUGGUGAUGAAGAGGGUGGAAAAAUUGGAAAGCAGUUUGGAGGUGAAAUACCAGCUGCGGACCGAGAUUUUUCUAGGUCACCUUCUCCCAAUUCAAUCAUUAACAAACAGGCUUCUGCUGCAAUCCCAAGCGAAAGAUCAUCUAUGGAUACAUCCUCAAGACCGUCUUCUUUAAACCUCGAGGACUCCGUCAAGAUGAGUAAGGUGGACCAGCUCGAAUCCACUAAGGCGGAAAUGGGUGAGGUAAGAGAAGAGAAUGAAAGAUUGAAGACAAUAUUAGCCCGCAUCGUUAAGGAUUACCAGUCUCUCCAAACGCACUUCUUUGACAUUGUUCAGCAAGAGCAAGCCAAGAAACCUGUUGAGACCCCGCCAGCUCCAAAUGAAGUAGAAGAACCUGAGCUUGUUUCACUAAGCCUUGGAACAAGUUCAAGCGGUCACAAGAAGGAAGAGAAGGUGAGCCCAGAUAAAACCAAAGAGAGUCAUGAGCAGAUUGAAGGAGGCCUGACUCUUGGACUAGACUGCAAAUUUGAGGGAUCUGGUACUGGCACCAAUGAACCUGGCUCCAACCUGAGCCCAGGCAAUAGCUUCGAGGAGCCAAAGGAAGCAAAGCCUGGGGAGCCAUGGCCACCUAGCAAGAUAUUGAAGAAUUUGAGAAAUGGUGACGAAGUUUCCCAGCAGCCCUUUGUCAAGAAAGCACGUGUUUCCGUGAGAGCACGAUGUGAUGCACCGACGAUGAAUGAUGGAUGCCAGUGGAGAAAAUAUGGGCAAAAGAUUGCAAAAGGUAAUCCAUGCCCACGAGCAUACUAUCGUUGCACUGUUGCACCGGCAUGCCCAGUAAGGAAGCAGGUGCAAAGGUGUGCAGAAGAUAUGUCUAUAUUGAUCACCACCUAUGAGGGGACCCAUAACCACCCACUUCCAUACUCAGCCACUGCCAUGGCUUCAACAACCUCCGCUGCUGCUUGCAUGCUGAUGUCUGGCUCCUCCGCUUCCCGACCAACCAUCGGAUCUCUCGCCACCUCCUCCACUGUCACCACCACCACAGACGCCAGACUCCAUGGCCUAAACUUCAGCCUAUCAGGCAAUUCAAGACCAUGUCAUUUCUACCUUCCAAACCCUUCGAUCUCUUCCACCCCUUGCCACCCCACCAUUACACUAGACCUCACUGCCCCCCCAUCAUCCACCUCCCAACCUUCUCACUUCAGUAGGUUCUCUUCAAACUUUGCUUCCAUUCCAAGAUACUCCUCAACAGGCUUCAGUUUCUCUUCCCCAGAGUCUGACACCAUCCCAACAUCGUGGAGCAAUAGUUAUCUUAACCACGGAAAUCAGCCAUAUAACAAGAGUCUCGUUGGCUCUUUGAACCUCGGAAGACAACCUCAGGACCCUUUCUACCAAUCCUAUCUGAACAAGGCCACCAACCCAAGUGCUCCCUCUCCAAGCCAGAAUUCACUGACGGACACAAUUACUAAGGCUAUAACGUCGGACCCGAGCUUCCAGUCGGUGAUAGCAGCUGCCAUCACGUCGUAUGUUGGAGCCCAAGGUGGGAGAGGCGAGAGUUCAGGCCACGGCCUGAAAUGGGGAGAACGCUUCAACUCAGUUCCCCACUACUCAGGCGCAGCGACCGGGAACGCUUGUGCGUCGAGCUACUUGACUCGGUCGACGGCCUCAAGCUCAAACCCUCAACAAGGGAACUUGAUGUUCCUCCAGCCUUCGAUGGGCUUUCCUGGCUCCAAGAGUGCCUCUGCCUCUCCCGUGGAAAAUAGGGAAAACACCAACUGAAGGCCCUUUUUGGAUUUAGUUCUGCUUUCAUUUUGUUCUAGGAAUUUUGGAAUUUAUCCAGCCGUAACAUUGUAUGUGGUCAUUGAGCUAUAAGUUCUGAAUGACAAUAUAUGGGAAGGGGUUGGGGUAGGUAAGUUAAGGCAUUGUUGUUUCAUGAUGUACAGUGCAAGCAAGGCAACUAAGUCUGACCAUGUGAAUGAAAAUGGUGAUGGUGAUCUAGGUGUAAGCCAUGAAACUAGACCAGAUAUAUAACCAGACUAUUUCAGCUGUUCAUUGGGAA
Phoenix dactylifera (date palm) is the source of this 2158-nucleotide messenger RNA. Its product is annotated as WRKY transcription factor 72A-like. NCBI's taxonomy places the organism in Eukaryota, Viridiplantae, Streptophyta, Magnoliopsida, Arecales, Arecaceae. Gene Ontology annotation, molecular function: DNA-binding transcription factor activity; sequence-specific DNA binding. Gene Ontology annotation, biological process: regulation of DNA-templated transcription. The record is from RefSeq and is a predicted model, not a curated record.